GACUUUCUGCACCGGCGUCGGGGCGCGGUUUUGGAAAAUGGGUGUCCGCGUGCAAGUUGUGGCUAUCCGGUUUCCGAUUUGCGUCUAGGUACUUUUAUUUGCCACUAAGCCGAUUUUGGAGAAGCGUUUCAGUGGCGUUCGGAGCUUUCUCACAGCCUCCCAGAGAACGACCUGGACCCUGCCCACUCGUGGACGUACUAAAGGCAUUCUCCUCGGCUACUGACUGGCAAGACUUCGCUGUAAUUCUGAAAGAAAAAAAAAGAAAAGAAAAAAAGUUUCCCAACAAUUUUCUUGGAUGACUUAAAACAGAAAAAAGAAAUGCCUAUUUUUCCUAAGAUAUCUUUGAGGCCUGAAGUUGAAAACUAUCUCAGAGAGAGCUUUAUUAACAAGGAGGUUGUGUCUGCGUCAAGCAAACAAGAAGCAGAACGGAAAUUUGAAACUCUUCUGAUUCACUUGUCACACCCGCCGUCCUUCACAACCGUCAGGGUGAAUACACAUUUGGCGUCAGUUGAGUACGUCAGAGGUCGGCUGCUGGACGAGCUUCAGAAGCAAUUCAGUGGAUCCAGCAUUCCUGUUCUUCAGCAUCCAGCCCUCCCAGACAUCUUACUCAUCCCUGUGACUGGACCGAGAAAGAAUAUAGAGCAACAGCAGUGUGAAGUGAUUGUUGGAGCACAGUGCGGCAAUGCAGUAUUGAGAGGGGCCCAUGUCUACGUCCCAGGAAUUGUGUCAGCAUCAAAGUUUAUGAAAGCUGGAGAUGUUAUUUCCGUAUAUUCUGAUAUUAAAGGAAAAUGUAAGAAAGGAGCCAAAGAAUUUGAUGGAACUAAAGUAUUUCUUGGAAAUGGGAUUUCGGAACUAAGCCGUAAAGAUAUCUUCAGUGGGAUACGCGAAGUGAAAGGUAUAGGCAUAAGAAUGACAGAACCAAUAUAUCUCAGCCCUUCCUUUGACAAUGUUCUACCGAGUUACUUAUUUUUACAGAAUUUGCCGUCUGCUGUUGUAGCUCAUGUUCUGAAUCCUCAACCUGGAGAGAAGAUUCUAGAUUUGUGUGCAGCACCUGGGGGCAAAACUACACAUAUUGCAACCUUGAUGCGGGACCAGGUCACCUUGAAUGUCAAGGUUUUGCCUGUGCACCCUGUUUGUCAAGUAGUCUACUGGUCACGCACAAAUGUGUUUUCAGUUCCCAUACAUGGAGAAGUAAUAGCACUGGAUAAAAUAUUGAAUAAAGUGGAAAAAUUAAAGCAGAAUGCUUCAUUAUUAGGGCUUCAUUCUAUCAAGGCGUUUUGCUUCGACGCAACAAAGGCACUUAAACUUGAUAUGGCUGAUGGCACAGAAGGGGCACCUCCAUUCUUACCAGAAUCUUUUGACCGAAUUCUUCUUGAUGCACCCUGCAGUGGAAUGGGACAGAGGCCAAACAUGGCCUGUACUUGGACUUUGAAGGAAGUGACAUCAUAUCAGCCACUACAGCGAAAACUCUUUAAUGUGGCGGUUCAGCUGCUGAAGCCAGGGGGAGUGCUGGUUUACAGCACAUGUACAGUAACUCUGGCAGAAAAUGAAGAGCAAGUUGCCUGGGCCCUUAGAACGUUCCCCUGCCUUCAGCUUCAACCCCAGGAGCCACAGAUCGGAGGAGAAGGAAUGGUGGGAGCUGGCCUGUCCCUGGAACAACUGAGACAGCUGCAGCGAUUUGAUCCAUCAGUUGUGCCACUGCAGAGCGUGGACCGUGAUUGUCUCCAAGAUGCCAAGAGAGAAGACGUGAUCUGGCUGGCCAACAGGGACUGUAUAGGCUUCUUUAUUGCAAAGUUUCUAAAAUGUAAAAGCACAGAGGAGAAGGUUUCUUGGAACUGAAAAUUCAGAAUAUUUUCUCUGUGUGUUGCUUUUUCUUACACCUAAGUAUUGUCAGGCCAGUGUAAUGAUGGGCGCGUUUGCUUAGGACACAGGAAGGUGCUAACGGAAGGAGCAGUGUGUUUAAGUAGCCCUGCAGAUGUCAGGGAGGCUGGGAAAACUUAAUCUGCCUUAUAUGAUACAAAAGGCAAGGAGGAAUUCCCUCUGGGUCUGGAGUAUAUUGUCAGUUUUAACUCAUAAAUAUUGUUUUUUCUAAUGCGAAAAAAAAAUAGUCCAAAGACAAAAGAAUAAAACUCUGAACUUUU
Molecule: messenger RNA, 2141 nt
Organism: Arvicola amphibius (Eurasian water vole)
Lineage: Eukaryota; Metazoa; Chordata; Mammalia; Rodentia; Cricetidae
Gene: Nsun6
Product: NOP2/Sun RNA methyltransferase 6
Exons: 13
Coding region: 319-1839 (506 amino acids)
Biological process (GO): RNA methylation
Molecular function (GO): methyltransferase activity; RNA binding
Source: RefSeq, a predicted model, not a curated record